AUGAUUAUUAGUGCUUGGAAUGUUAGGGGGUUGAGGGGUGACGGUAACUUGAGGAUGGUAAAGGAUCUUAAGAGAAAAUAUGGGUUAAAUAUGUUAGGAUUGGUGGAGACUAAAAGACAGUCAGUGACUAGAUUUGAUGUAUCAACAAUAUGGGGGAAUGAUUGUGGUGGUUGGGAGUACGUUGAGUUUACUGGUGCGUCUGGCGAGUUGUUGUUAAUGUGGGAUGACGGGUUUUUUGAUAUGAGAAAUUGUUAUAAAAAUGAGAGAUGGUUAUGUGUUAAAGGAGUCCUGCUGAAGAAUAAUUUUAGUUGUGCUUUUAUAUUGGUUUACGGUGCUCACCUUCAUGAUGAGAAGCUUGUUGUGUGGGAGGAGCUGAGUUACAUAGCUGGCCUAUGUCAGGUACCCUGUUGCUUCAUAGGGGACUUUAAUGAGAUUGUUCAUGGUGACGAAAGGAAUGGCACUGACAGAUUGUCCUUGUCAGCGGAGGAUUUCAAGAACUGGGUACAAGACAUGGGCUUAGUGGAUUUGCCAAUUUCUGACCGUAAGUUUAUGUGGUUCAGAGGACGGUCCUGUAGCCGCAUUGACAGGGCCAUGGUGAGUUUGGAAUGGUUAGAGGAGUUCCCAGAAACUCGAUUACGAGGUGGUCCAAGGGGUCUGUCUGAUCAUUGUCCUAUUAUAGUGGAAGAUAACACUACAACAAAUAUGCGUUUUAGCAACGCCAAAAUCUGCAACGUCUUAAAACCAUUCUCUUAG
Molecule: messenger RNA, 753 nt
Organism: Arachis stenosperma
Lineage: Eukaryota; Viridiplantae; Streptophyta; Magnoliopsida; Fabales; Fabaceae
Exons: 1
Coding region: 1-753 (250 amino acids)
Molecular function (GO): catalytic activity
Source: RefSeq, a predicted model, not a curated record